Molecule: messenger RNA, 1080 nt
Organism: Verticillium alfalfae VaMs.102
Lineage: Eukaryota; Fungi; Ascomycota; Sordariomycetes; Glomerellales; Plectosphaerellaceae
Exons: 2
Coding region: 1-1080 (359 amino acids)
Source: RefSeq, a predicted model, not a curated record
AUGGCGCAUCGUACGGCGACAACAGGUGCCCUUCUGGCCCUGAACGCCUUCGGCGUCCUAUCCAUAGGGGGCCUUCUCUUCCUAAACGGCUGGAUGGACAUGAAGGACGACCUCAUGGCACAGCCGGAGCCAAUGCUCCCGGGCGCAGGUGGCCCGGCUCGAACGUACUUUACGGGAUCUGCGGCGCUCGAUGAGGCCCUCACAGGCAUACUCAAGUUCUUCUAUCCCUGCGUCAGCGGUGAGAUGCCUGCGCUGUCGCUCUUCACGGCAUACAUGGCCGGCCAGGUGCUGCCAAUACACACGGCGCUGCUACUCGAAAGCUCACGAGCUGGCCAUCGUAGUACGAUGCUCGCUUUCGUACAUCUGGCUCUCGCCUUUGGCGAAGCCAACGCAACCCAGGACGUCGCGUUCUGCAAACCAGCUGUCCACAGACUUAGCACGCCUACAGACCACUUCGAGUGCCAUGCUCCUUGCUUUGUUCUGCCGUCUGUCCUUCCAGCGCUGCCAUCCCCUUCAGUCAUAUCGCGCGAUAGCCAGCAAAUCUUUCUCGCCCUGUGGCAGGUCUUCCCCAUCUGGGUGUCCCUGUCGCAUUGGUUUCUCGCGGCGGCAGCCCGGACAUUCGGCUUCGCGGCUGGUCCGACGCAUGUCUCACCAACGGCAUCGCUGCAAUCUUUGCGUCAAGCUUAUAGGACAACGCUCAAGUACACGUCUCUUGUGCACUUUGGAGUUCUUGCGCUGGCGACGUUUCCCCAGCUGAGACCUGUGGUCUACGGAGGCCUGCUCCAGGAGCGGGUCAGUCUCUGGGACAUGUUUGUGCCUCCAUCCGCGCUCUCGCCCAAGCAGAUCAAGACGAUGGCGGAAGGGAGCUUGACACUGCUGCAGUACGACCUUUACUGUGCUUGCGCAGCUAUGGCUAUUUUGGUGUCGUACCUGGCUUACAUCGUCGGCGGUCUGAACAGGGCUGCUGUCCUGAGUACGAUCGGUGGGCUUCUGCGCCGCAGUGUGGUUGUCGGUCCUGGAGGAGCGGUGCUGUGGGCGCUCUGGGAUCGGGACGAAGAGGUGCUGGCCGGGGGGGGAUGA